Molecule: messenger RNA, 6721 nt
Organism: Acanthoscelides obtectus
Lineage: Eukaryota; Metazoa; Arthropoda; Insecta; Coleoptera; Chrysomelidae
Source: the annotation of a GenBank genome assembly
AUUCGAUUACAAGGGAGAGGGGGCUUUUGUUAUCAUGGUAGGCUCCUAUCUGCAUCCCUUUCGCACUCGUGAGCUGGAUAAGCAAAGAGGUCGGUAGUACGAUAACUGCUAGAUAAUCGGGCUCUAAUUGGAUUCAGUGCUUAAAAGGGGCCGUUCUUACAGGACUCUACCUAGAAGCUUCUCGACUCCUGAAGAGUGUGGACAUUAGUUCUGUCUAGAGCUUAGUGAUUACCAAGUUUUGCUGCUUUAUUUUCAUUUAACUGAAUAUAUAUAAUGGCUUCAAAAAAGUUUAUGGCAAGGCGCAGCCAAACCAACUCUGAGAACUUAGCGGAUGGACUGAACAACUCUCCGAACUGUGUGGAUAAGUUUAACGACUCUGCAAGCUCCGUAGGCAGUGCAUGUCUAGAUGAGUCAAUAAAGCUUGUCCACAUGAUUAUCUACAUCCCGUACAGCGACCCAGGCAAAGAAUUCGAAAUUGUUAACCAGCAGGAAUUAGUCAACACCUGGGACACUCUGGAACGUGGCACCAAGGUGACUGCCAAAUAUGGCAGUGCCAGGGUGCAAGGAAUUGUCGUCACCAUUUCCGAGGACCGCAGUUACCUGGAACGGAACUUCCGUGGCAUAACAGAGACAUUUAGAGAAGACCUGAGAUCCCCAACGAAAAGCUCCCGUCUUCUGGCCAGGAAACUUAUAGAGGGACAGAUUCAAGGUGUACAGGCUGAAAAGAGGAUAGAGAAGCAUGUCAUCAAAGUUAUGGAUCGAGGAACACAAACUGAAGAAUCGGGACAAGGCGAUGACUAUGAAACCCUCAAAAGGAAAUACAGGGAGCUGAAGGCAGAUCUAGAAAGGUUCACCAACGGUAUGCAUGACGUCCAGUCAAACCUGGAUGCAACAAUGGGCACGCUACGGGACAUUAGCUCUAAAUAUGGUGAUGCCAGCUCACCAUCUCCCAGCAGAGCCUCUAACGCUAGUCCUGGCCAGGAAAACGGAAAUCAUUUCAAGGCUAAAGUGCAAAUUGGCAGCAACGCUACAAAAAUUGAUCGGACCGUGUACGAUGCUGUCAACUGGAGCAGCUAUACGGCUGCUACCAGAAAGCUACUCAUAACAGUUUUCCCUAGAAAGGUUCUGGCGACACAUUCGUUGACUGGUAGGCCAAGUCCAGCAUUCGUUGGCCUCAAAGAAAAGAAGAUCAGAUUGGAUCCAGAAAUAGUCGACGAUAUCGUAGAGAUCGUCAUUAAGAAAUGCAGUGUACCCGCAACAUUGGUAAGGAGUGCCAUAACGACAAAGUGCGCAGAUGAGAACAAGCUGUACCGGAAGAGGGUACAGAAAAAUUCUAGCUCCGAUAGCAGCCCAAGCGAUAAGGACGGCAGUCCAGCUGUUUCGAAAAAUAGAUUGUAAUGCUCUGGUUGUUUACGCUCAUUCGGCAGCAAGGUCUUACGGGUGUGCAUUUUUGGUGCAGUUUUAGAUAAGGAAUAAAAAUGACAAAAAGGUAGUUGCUUUGUUUUGACAGUAAUCCGACGAUUCAUGCAGACGCGUUCCAAGACACACAGUUAUUCAAGGCAAUAGUUAGAGAGUAUCAGAUUGGAUCCAGAAAUAGUCGAUGAUAUCAUAGAGAUCAUCACUAAGAAAUGCAAAGUAGCCGCACCAUUGGUAAGGAGUGCCAUAACGACAAGGUGCGCAGAUGAGAAUAAGCUGUACCGAUAGCAGCCCAAGCGAUAAAAAAUACUAGCUGAUAUGGUCAUGUCGUUGAAAAAGGUGCAAAAAGAUAAUAUGCGUUUUUUUAAUUUUUAAUUCCAAGCACAAUGCUUAGCAGGACGCACUACUUUUUCUGUUUUUGCAAAUACUCUGUAGCCAAUAUGCUGUUUUUGACUGAUCCUACAAAAUCAGCGCAGCUAUUUCUGAGAUUUAGCGGUUAUAAGAACACCGACAGGUCGACCGAUGAACGUGACUAACAUUGAGCGUGUUCAACACAUAUACAUAUGUACAGGAUGUUCAUUUGAAAACCUAGCACCACGGAUUCAUCGGAAACCACUGAUUAAAUGAAAAAGCGCCAAGACACGUCAAAAGAUUUGUCAAGGGGAACAACCUUUCAAUAAAAAACUACUUCAUCCCCUUUCACCCUCGCCCCCUCCCUUCCCCCCCAGAGUCUUUCCCUUAAAAAUUUUGAAUGACAUGGGGUAUCGAGUCUUGAAAACGAAUCGACCCAUUUUAAAAAAUCAAACGUCAAAAUAAAAGAACUUUGAAAGUCCCUUUAAACAAGCUAUUACUAUUACUGACAUUUAAAAAUUUUAAGGGAAUUACCCUGGGAGAGUGAAACAGGGUGAAGUAGUUUUUGGUUGAAAAGUUGUCCCCCUUGACAAAUCUUUUGACGUGUCUCGGCGUUUUUUCUUUAAAUCAGUGGUUUUCGAUAAAUCCGAGGCGGGAAGUUUUCACACGAACAUCGUUCCAAAAUCGAAGGGAGCAGGGAUGCAACUGCUAAAAAAAUUUACAGGUGCACAGACCUCACCAAAGGCACACAGAGUCUUGCAGUUGCCUGCGUUGUGCUACGCUCUCUUCCAUUCUGGCACUUGGUCAUAGGCAAAGACAUGCUCUUGUAAUAGCGCAUUUUCGCCAUUUGCAUUGGCAAAUGAGGAGGUACUGUUCACCAGUUCAAAUAUAUUAUAAGCUUAGAGAGGUUGGACUAAUAUUCUGGCACGAAAUAGUACGAUCGUACCAAAGUAUCACUUAUAUGAAAUUUGUCCCGAAAGAAAUGCGUGAAGUAGAUUGAGUUUAUUCUUCCUACGCCUUCGAAACAUGAAAUAAAGUUUCCUCAGAUUGAAGCAAUGAGCAGCGGUAGGCUGAUUUAUUUGGAUGUCUGGCGUCAAAACUGCUUGUCAACAAAGUUCCAUAGCUGAUAGUGCACUAAUAUCCUAACAUAAAUAAUUCCAAUACGACUAGUUUGUAAACUGCAGUCCAAUUAGACCAAUUUAUAAUAUUGAAUCGCAAGAAAAGUGUUAGCUAUAGACUAGUGUAGACAGAUAGGUGCACACUUAUAUUUAAAAAUCAUUCAUCUGAGGUGCAAAUUGGCAGCAACGGUACGAAAAUGGACAGGACCGUGUACUUGUGACACUUUUCUCUAAAAAGGCUCUAGCUACAUAUUCAUUGUCGGUAUACCAAGUCCAGCAUCAGCCGGCAUGAAAGAAAAGGUCAGGUACAAUAUUCGCCUAUGUUAUACAGCCAUUUUAUAGUUAUCUGCUUAUUUAGACGUCAUAUCCAUGAGUCUUAAACCAACUGUUCUUGGUCAGUUGUCGAGGUAUCUCUCAAACUUAACCAGAGGAAACGAAGUCAGUCUAAAAAGUACAAGGGCGUCAUGAUUUUUGUUGGUCAGCCAGUCGGCAUUUAGCAUUCCAAAUCCAAGGUAGAAACACACAGAGCAAACACAUUCACGCAAUUUUUAAGCAACAGGUGCAUUCGGUAUUGAUAGAUCAGUCCUCUACCAGCACAAACUUGCACUCACAGGCGCAAUCCAAAGCAAACAUUUUUGCAAAAUUAACAAACUGAUGCAUUUUAGUCGUGAUUAUUAUUGGAAGUAAAACACCUUAUCAGCAUGAGCAUCAGUACGAACGUAAUUUAUUUUGUCAACGGCUACAAUAUGUCGGUUACAGAACACAUAAUUUCAGUAGGAAUCUCUCAACAACAUACAGUCAGAUUAUGCAUACUAUCAAUAUAUAGCCGCAACGUACAUUAAAUACAAUUUAAUGUUGUUUAAAGCUUGAUGCUAUAUUCAACAAUUAUGAAGUCGUUUUACUAAGUAAUAGGAACUGUGAUGGACGAGGUGUCUGUAUCAUUCAAUCACCCCAAGACGUUUCUGAAUACGACCCCGUCCAGUUCUUCAAUCAAUCCAACGUUUAUUGGUAUUGGUAGUUUGAAGAGAAAAAUAAAAUAAUUCGCUGAUAAGAAACAGGUCAAAUUUCAACAACACCAAAUUUGGGUCUUUAGAUGGAGUUUAGAUUUGAUGACACGUCAGCUUAUAAUACUUACCCCGAGUUCAUUAGAGUAUAGUCAAUGCAGUUGAGGAGCCAUACCGCAGAGCAAAAUCUGGGGCCCUACUGUAAAUUACGUCUUCGGGCAUUUCGGAGCCUUUGCACCCAGAGAGUGAUUGAUAUUGAUUUCAAGACACUUGUAUAUAAUGGUAUAGCUGGUAUCUUUCACAAAUCUAUAAUAAUUAUUCGAAUAAUUUGAACUUUACGGAGUUUACGUGUAGCAUUUUCUGCCGCGACAGUGACGUCACAUGCAUAAGUUUAGCUUUUUGCAUAUCGCAUUCAUCCUUAGCGUUCAAGUUGACCAGUCGCAAUAUAUUGUUUAUUUCUUGGCCCACUGUAUCACGAGAUAUAGAUAUACAAUCAAUUAAAUGGAAGAAGGUUUUCUGUUGGUUAAUGGUUAAAUAUACUAUCCGAAAACAUUUAUAAUUCUUCUACCUUUUGCAACAGAUAAACAUGUUCUUCUGGAGCUGGCCAGACUGUACUUAUACACUUAGGUUGAGCACAACAUUUUUAAAUUGAAUGUCUUUUUACCCAUUUUCACCGUAAAUCGUAAAUAACGAGCAGAGCAACGUUUGUAAAUGGCGCGGAGCGUGCACGGUGGGAGCAUCGCUUUGUGGUAGCAAAGGUAGCUGGUCUCAUGUGACGUCAUCACUCAGUCUAACGCUCCAACAAGGUAAUUCUCCCAAUGAGAAACUUCUCGGUGACAUAACUUCUAUUGUCAAGAUAGGUAUUCAAAAAUGUUUUCUGUCCUGUACUUCAUUUUGCCUAGACUGUCAUUUCAAGUGUGAUUCAAAGAAUAGGAAAUUUCAUAAUUGCGAGCUUGCAGAAUACAUGCUUAGCUUGAGAAGUUUUCAGUUAUUGACCCAAUAAUCACCUUCUCCAAGGAGGUAUUCAUAUUUUUUCAUUAUUGACCGAGCAUUAUAUGCAAGACCGAUAAUCGCCUUCUCAGCGGGUUAUGUAGAUUUUAUUCACUGCUGUGACACGAUACAGCCUUUGCGUAUUUAGCGAAUUAGCUUUAGUUAAGAAACAUAGAUUACUUAUAGGAUGCCAUACGACUGCCUGAUUAAUAUUGAUCUAAAUCACAUAGCUUGAGGAUUAAGCCUUCUCAAAUAAGGCAUAUAGCUCUUUUUCCCCAUUGUGACAAUGGACAAUUAUUAUGUAUAUAAUUCGAUUCAGAUAAUUGCUUGAAUUAUAUCGAUUUCAAUACGAAAUACAAAUGUGGGGAGAGCCAAGUGCCGUUUUUCUAGGAGCUACCUUCGACAGUGACCUUACAUGGGAUCAAGAAAUUGAGGAAUCUCUAAAUAAUUAAAUAAAGCUCCUAUUAACGGUGUACUAUGCUUUUGUAUGUAUAAAACUGUGGUAUGAGGGCUGUCAGCAGAGUAAUCAAGCUCAUUUACACAACAAAGAAUACUAAGGUUCAUAUUCAGUCUUAAUUAUAACGCCUGUCGAGAUGUGUUUGGAAACAACAUCUUCACUGUAACAGCAAUAUGUCUUUACAAACUAUUAUCCCACAUAUAUGGCAAUAGAGAAAAAUACCGCAUCAAUAGCUUAAACCGUACUUAUGAAACUAGAAAUAGAAAUGAAAUAUGCGCAGAAAAGUGCAAUCAUACCUACCUUUCAGUAUAUAUUUGCUACAUGAAAAGUUACAGAAACUUUAGGCAUCAGUUGAGAGCACCGCUGCAGUGCACUCCUUAUACAAUCCAUCUAUUUAUUGAUUUUACUAAAUCGCUCUGGUGGGCAUGUAACCCCUGUGAUGUUUAUUUUAUUGUUUAUACUUUCGUGUUAUUUGUCAAUUUUCUGUUGUCUUCUUUCGUAUAUGCUAUUUUGUAAUUUCUACGUACCUGACUUGAACUAUCUGUUAUUUAAAGCCAACAGGUUUAUAAGAAACGUCUAAUGUCUAAUGGCUGUCUAUGGCAUCUCGAUUGCCUGAUCGAUAUUGACCAUUGCGAUCUGUGGAACAGUACAUUUCAUAGCUAAGUAGCUUGAAAAGUGAGCUGCUACUGAUCCAGUGCUUUUAUGAUGUGUAACGUUGAUAAUUACCUUCUCAUACAAGGUAUGAUGUUUGUUCAAUUACCUUACUACUCUAUUUUUUCGUUCUCAUUGUGCUGGUGAAAUUGACAAUAUGUGAUCGAAUACAUUCUACAAAGUUUUUCGCUUCGUUCUUUUGUCUUUCUCAAAAGUAAAUAGAAAAAUCUUGACAAACUAAACGUAAUAAAGUCUUACCUACAGAAAUAACAUGGUUUUACAUUUACAACAAGCAUGCAUAUAUAAAAGUUUACAGAUAAAUACUCGCGGAAUUCACAUCACAGAACAGAUCAGUGAAGUGGUCAAUUUGAUGACUCAUCUCUAGGUAGUGCUACGUUUCGUUCCCUCAUCUUUGUCUAAACUGAAUAAAACAAUUUGAGGAACAAUUCUUUAGUUGAUCUAAUGAAAUUAUAAUGGUAGAGAGUUUUAUCGUUAACGUUUAACCAUUCAGUAUUUGUGGUUCUCAGAACUAUAAUAGUAUCUGACUAAUGUCUAUUCUUUCGCACUGAUUGUAUUUAGAAAGCGAUACAAUUUUUAAUAUUUCGAACAGUAUCACUACUACGUUAGUCAGUCUGGAAGAAUACACCCAAUAUUUACCUAGUGUCAAACUACAUGUUAAUUUACAUAGUUUGUUAGUAGUGAGUCCUGUGAUUUGUAAAUAAAAAUAUUCUAAC